AUGAAAACCACUGCGCUGUGUCUUUCGAUGCUGAGCGGACUGGCCAUUGCCUCCAUACAGCCCCAAACAUAUGUCAUACCUACGGGGCAGUUCAAUGGCACUACAGCAGCGGACAGCAUUAUUGGCCUUUCAGCAUUUGAUGGUCCUCAUAUCGCGGUCAACAAUGGGUCGGCUUACCAGUGGUGGUAUUUUGACGCCGUGUCUCAUAACGCAGAUGCCCUCCUCGUCGCGCAGUUCUAUCCGGGGUGGUUUCCCGAGUCGAACGCAGUCCUACUCCAGAUUCUUUGGCCUAACGGAACCUUAUUUCCUUUCACUCCUAUUCCUGUUGGAGACCUUCAGUUGAGCACUGUCGGUGAUGGGUCGCAAGGCGUUGUUGAUGAUGGAGCGAUGACUUGGUUUGGAUCUUCUGACUUGGGAGUUUAUCAUCUCACGCUAGACCUGCCACAAGUUGGUAUUUCGGGAAAGAUUACCAUGCGCUCCCGAGCUCCCGCCCACGUCGCAUGUGGGCUCAACACUCCUGGAGGUUCCUUCAACUUCGCCCCGUAUCUCUCCUGGGCCAACACCAUCCCAGAUUCGCACGCCACCGUCAACUUAACCAUCAACGGAACUGAUGUCUCUUUCUCUGGCUCUGGAUAUCAUGAUCAGAUAUUUCUCUAA
Colletotrichum gloeosporioides is the source of this 657-nucleotide messenger RNA. RefSeq lists its product as uncharacterized. NCBI's taxonomy places the organism in Eukaryota, Fungi, Ascomycota, Sordariomycetes, Glomerellales, Glomerellaceae. The transcript has a single exon. The record is from RefSeq and is a predicted model, not a curated record. The coding region runs from base 1 to 657 and encodes 218 amino acids.